Cinara cedri is the source of this 363-nucleotide messenger RNA. NCBI's taxonomy places the organism in Eukaryota, Metazoa, Arthropoda, Insecta, Hemiptera, Aphididae. The record is from the annotation of a GenBank genome assembly.
AUGCACCUGGACUCUCGGUUCAACCGGAAGCACCGCGUUAGACAGAAAAAACUGCUAAUUAAGAAGAAAAUACAACAUCUAUAUUGGUUGGUUGGAAAACAUUCCGAACUAGACUUCACAAGCAAACGCCUCUUGAACGUAAUGAUAAUUAAACCAAUAUGGACAUAUGGAAUUCAACUGCGGGGUUGUACCAGCAAGUCCAAUGUUGAGAUUAUACAACGUUGUCAGAACAUCGCUUUCCGUACCAUUGUCACAGUUUACCGGUAUUACAGAAACGACAUUAUCCAUCGAGAUAUGGUGAUCACCUUCGUCCAGGAUAAGAUUACCAAGUUUGCCGGCAAACAUGAGAAAAGACUGGAUUAA